Messenger RNA from Closterium sp. Yama58-4, 456 nucleotides. NCBI's taxonomy places the organism in Eukaryota, Viridiplantae, Streptophyta, Zygnematophyceae, Desmidiales, Closteriaceae. The record is from the annotation of a GenBank genome assembly.
AUGGAGGAGGACGCGGACGCGGGACACGACGAGCACGGCGAACAGUGCGAACAGGGGAGGCAGGGAAAACGGUUGCUGCUGCACAGAGCCUCCAGCUCCAGUACCUCCAGCUCCAGCGCCUCCAGCGCCAGUGCCUCCAGCUCCAGCGCCUCCAACUCCAGCGCCUCCAGCUCCAGCACCUCCAGCUCCAGCGCCUCUAGCUCCAGUGCCUCCAGCUCCAGCGCCUCCAGUGCCAGCGCCUCCAGCAGCUCCAGCACCUCCAGUAGCUCCAGCACCUCCAGCAGCUCCAGCACCCCCAGCUCCAGUGCCUCCAGCUCCAGCACCUCAAGCUCUAGUGCCCCCAGUACCAGUGCGUCCAGCUCCAACGCCUCCAGUGCCAGGGCCUCCAGCUCUAGCACCUCCAGCUCUAGCUCCCGCAGCUCCAGCACCUCCAGAGCUAAGGCUCUCGCUGGCUAG